This is a messenger RNA of Anoplophora glabripennis (Asian longhorned beetle), 394 nucleotides long. RefSeq lists its product as uncharacterized. Lineage: Eukaryota; Metazoa; Arthropoda; Insecta; Coleoptera; Cerambycidae. The record is from RefSeq and is a predicted model, not a curated record. Gene Ontology annotation, cellular component: extracellular region. The transcript is spliced from 2 exons. The coding region runs from base 45 to 332 and encodes 95 amino acids. Gene Ontology annotation, molecular function: chitin binding.
CACUAGUUUGCAAGACUAAUUGGUAGGAGAAAAACGUAAAAAGAAUGAAACGUUUCAUCACCUCCAUAGCCAUUGGUUUUGCCGUGAUGCUACUUGCAUCUGCCGAAGUCAAGUGUCCAGAAACAUCGGAUGAUUCCGUCUACUUUCCUCAUGAGGCAGAAUGUGGAAAAUUUUACGAGUGUGCGGGCCGAUCACUCGUAUUAUUUGAAUGUCCGCCAGGAACCUACUUUGACACCCGACUGAACAUUUGUAACUGGAAUGUGGAUUGCGGAAAUCUGUUGACAUCCACUGUUCCACCGACUACUCCUGCAAAGGAAGAGAAUGAGGAAUAACAUGUACUGCCAUUUCUACUUCGAUUUUGAUUUUUGUGAUGAAAUAAAUUUAUAAGUACUUA